CAAUUGCAAGAGCGUCAAAACCAAUUUGACCUUUUCUUUUUUCUUUUUUCUUUCUUUCUCUUAUUUUCUUUCAAUUUUACCUUAUGGCUCCUCGUCGUACUUCCCAAAGACUUUUAAAGAAGCCCAAGCUUGAAUCCAGUCCUUCUGAUCUUAUGGAUGUGGAUAUUCUUAGGGAUGACAGUGACGAUUUUCAACCUCUUUCUGUUGUGGUUAGACGUACACGCAAAGAAAAAGGAAAGCAGCCUGUACGCUUGGUUGUGUCUGAUUCAGAAAGUGAAGCAGCAAGCGAUGUUCCUUCUCCAUUCAGCAAAUCCUCCAAGUCUUCUGGUACUUCUUUAACUACGAACGACAAUUCUAAAGAGGUUUCCGCAGUCAAUUCUCCUGAAGCGGAGCCUAAUUCCGAUUCGCAGCAAAAACCCAGUGAUGAAGAAGAGUUUGUACACAAUGACAACUCAGACAAUGAAGAGGAAGAGGAAGAGGAGGAAGAAGAGGAAAAUAGUGCAUCAUCAUCCGAAGAAGAAGAAGUUGUUCAAAUUCGUCGUCCUGCUAGAACAAGAAGAAGUGUCAACAACCAACCUCGAUUAAGAAGUUACGAAAGAACACAAUUGAAGAUUUUGGCGCAUCACAAGGAACUCACUACUAUUUGGAAAGACCUUGAAGAAGUUGAACCUGAAGCUGUUGUUCCUAUUGAGCAACCUCCUGAACUUACAUUGCAACUUUUACCUUUUCAAAGAUAUGGUGUUGGUUGGAUGAGAAGACAAGAAAACAUGGACACUUUUAAGGGUGGUAUUUUGGCUGAUGAAAUGGGUAUGGGUAAAACAAUUCAGACAAUUGCUUUGCUUUUGUCAGAUAGAAAGAAGCCAAAUCUUGUGAUUGCUCCUACUGUUGCUAUCCUUCAAUGGAAAGAUGAAAUUGAGCGUCACACAAACAAUGCUCUAUCCGUCUAUGUCUUCCAUGGUAACAAGCGUACGAGUAGUGUGGAAGAUCUUAAAAAGUACGAUGUUGUCUUGUCUACAUAUUCGAUUAUGGAAUCCAGUUUCAGACGUCAAGAAAGUGGUGUACACAAUAAAGCCACUCGUUCUAUCCGUAAAGAAAAGUCUGUUUUACACAAAAUCAAGUGGCAUCGUAUUAUUCUUGAUGAAGCCCAUAAUAUCAAGGAUAGAUCAAGCAAUACAGCAAGAUCUGUGUUCAAUAUCUCAGGUGCUUACAAAUGGUCUUUAACUGGUACGCCUUUGCAAAAUCGUGUAGGUGAACUGUACUCCUUGAUUCGUUUUAUGCAAGCAGAUCCAUUUUCUUAUUAUUACUGUAAACAAUGUCCAUGUAAAGAAAUUACCUGGCGAUUUUCCAACAAGCGAAACUGUGAUUCUUGUGGUCAUACCCCUAUGAAUCACACCUGUUGGUGGAACAAUGAAGUACUCAAGCCUAUUCAAUACCAUGGUUACUUAGAAGAAGGCCGUGAAGCUAUGAAAAAGUUGGGUAUUUUGUUAGACAAGAUCAUGUUGAGAAGAACAAAGAUCCAAUGUGCUGAUGAUCUUGGUUUACCUCCUCGUACUGUUAUUGUGCGCCGAGAUAUGUUUACUGAAGAAGAAGAAGAUGUCUAUACUUCUCUUUACUCUGAUGUUCAACGCACAUUUACGACUUAUGUAGAAGAAGGUACUGUGCUUAAUAAUUAUGCCAAUAUCUUUGAAUUGUUGAUGAAGAUGCGUCAAUGCGCGGACCAUCCUGAUCUUGUCACAAAAAAGAGCUCUGACAAUAAACAAUUGGUCUGUAUGUUGUGUAACGACCCUCCUGAGGACGCUAUUGCUGCUGCUUGUAAGCACGUCUUUUGUAGAGAAUGUUGUGUUCAAUACUAUGACAGUUUUGAUAGUAACGAUAAUUAUGAAAAGCCGCGCUGUCCCUCUUGUUAUGCUGAAUUCAGUGUCGAUCUCUCUCAACCUGCUAUUGAAGUAGAAGGUGGCCAUGGUUUGAAUGCCAAUUAUUCCAAGUCAAGUAUUGUCAACCGUAUUAAUAUGAGUACUUGGAGAAGUUCUACUAAGAUUGAAGCCUUGGUUGAAGAAUUAUCCAAACUAAGACAGGAAGAUAAAACUAUUAAAAGUAUUGUAUUUUCUCAGUUUGUUAAUUUUCUGGAUCUUGUCUAUUGGCGAUUAUCUCGUGCUGGUUUUGAGUGUAUUCGCCUUGAUGGUACAAUGACUCCAGAUCAACGAAAUGCUGCUAUCAAUAGCUUCAUGACUAAGCCUACGGUAACUGUAUUUCUUAUCAGUCUUAAGGCAGGUGGUGUUGCACUGAAUUUGACUGAAGCAAGUCGUGUAUUUAUUUGUGAUCCUUGGUGGAACCCUUGUUUAACUCUCUUUCUUUUUCCUUUGUUGAUUCAAUAUGAUAUUAGGCUGCAGAAUUACAAGUAAGCAAGGAAAUAAACCAUGUGUUUAUGUAACUCACCUCAUAUUAGGCUAUGGAUCGUA
This is a messenger RNA of Gilbertella persicaria, 2459 nucleotides long. RefSeq names its product SNF2 family N-terminal domain-containing protein. The transcript has 13 exons. The coding region runs from base 84 to 2402 and encodes 772 amino acids. The record is from RefSeq and is a predicted model, not a curated record. NCBI's taxonomy places the organism in Eukaryota, Fungi, Mucoromycota, Mucoromycetes, Mucorales, Choanephoraceae. Gene Ontology annotation, molecular function: ATP binding; metal ion binding; ATP-dependent chromatin remodeler activity.